Molecule: messenger RNA, 7431 nt
Organism: Pelmatolapia mariae (spotted tilapia)
Lineage: Eukaryota; Metazoa; Chordata; Actinopteri; Cichliformes; Cichlidae
Gene: rab40c
Product: RAB40c, member RAS oncogene family
Exons: 7
Coding region: 319-1158 (279 amino acids)
Biological process (GO): protein localization to plasma membrane; intracellular signal transduction
Cellular component (GO): endosome; synaptic vesicle; plasma membrane
Molecular function (GO): GTP binding; GTPase activity
Source: RefSeq, a predicted model, not a curated record
UGAACUCGGUCAGUCGUCGCUGUAUCCGCCGAGCAGCACUGAGGGGCUUCAUGUGUGGUUAUGACUGAGGAUAAUGGAGAAAAAUGGAAACAGCACGGACUGAGAUCACUCACAGAGAUUUGGACUGGACGUAGAUGCUCCGCGGCCUUUUGAUUCCGCUACAGAUGUGGGAAUUUUCUGGAUUACAGUGAAGUUACUGGAAUCUUUGUCAUCUCGGUCUGAAGAAAGCCAUCCAGACGGCCUGAAAUCACUCAGACUCCCGCUGAAGCCCAGCCGCGCUUCUUGGAGACUACUCCCUCGACCUCCAUGUGAGACAGGAUGGGCAGCCAGGGCAGCCCAGUGAAAAGCUACGACUACCUGCUGAAGUUCCUCCUGGUAGGAGACAGCGACGUGGGCAAAGGCGAGAUCCUGGACAGCCUGCAGGAUGGAUCUGCAGAGUCCCCUUAUGCUUACAGUAGUGGUAUCGACUACAAAACCACCACUAUUCUCCUGGACGGCAGGAGAGUGAAGCUGGAGCUGUGGGACACCUCGGGACAGGGGAGGUUCUGCACCAUCUUUCGCUCGUACUCCCGCGGAGCUCAGGGGAUCCUGCUGGUGUAUGACAUCACCAACAGGUGGUCCUUCGACGGCAUCGACAGGUGGAUCAGAGAGAUCGAUGAGCAUGCCCCAGGCGUGCCUCGGAUCCUCGUGGGUAACCGUUUACAUCUGGCUUUCAAGCGGCAAGUUCCCACCGAGCAGGCGAGGGCGUACGCCGAGAAGAAUGGCAUGACCUUCUUUGAAGUGAGCCCGCUGUGCAACUUCAAUGUCAUUGAGUCGUUCACGGAGUUGUCGCGCAUCGUCCUCAUGAGACACGGCAUGGAGAAGUUCUGGAGGCCCAACAGAGUCUUCAGCCUGCAGGACCUCUGCUGCAGAGCCAUCGUGUCCUGCACGCCGGUCCACCUCAUCGAUAAGCUCCCGCUGCCCGUCGCAAUCAAGUCCCACCUCAAGUCCUUCUCCAUGGCCAAUGGAAUGAAUGCCGUCAUGAUGCACGGACGCUCCUACUCGCUGGCCAACCCAGCCGGCGGCUCCAAAGGCAACAGCCUGAAGCGCUCCAAGUCUAUCCGUCCGCCGCAGAGCCCGCCGCAGAACUGCACCCGCAGCAACUGUAAGAUCUCCUAACAAGCGCCGCUCCCCGGAUCGCAGCUUGGGCGUGGGAUCAGGAGACAGAUGUGCAGGGUGUCGUUAGCUGGAGGAAAUCCCUGAACCCGAAGAGCAGGAAUGAUGGAUAAAGGGAUGAAUGAGCGCUACCUCCCACCUACACGAGGUCAUGUUUCAAGUGUUUAAUGUUCUUUCCAGGUGAAGGGGGAGGGGUUCGAAUGGUGCCUCAGGAAAUUUAGAGAGUGACUACAAACGUUUUGAUCUUAUUUACACUAAAACAAGAGGAAAAGACUCCAGAAACUCCUCCCUGCUGGAGAGGCUACUACAUGAACAGAGAUCCCUCACCAACGCAUAUUUAGUUACUCUACAUGAUGCACGCCGCUCAGUGUCUGUGCAUCACCGCAGCCUUCACUUUCACACCUUUCCUGUUUCCUUUUUUCUGUCCACACCUCCGUUAUUUUGUGUUCUAUGACUGAUAAGCUAACCAUCAAAACACUAGAAAUAAUCAGUCGCUUUUUGUCAGCACACGUGUGUUUUAAAGUGAUUUUAUAUUAUAAAUCCACAGAGGUUUAGAGGCCCCACCCUCCAAAAAACCCCUGGAGGACCCGGCCUGAGCCGAGUCCAGACUUGUUAGUGUGCCUUGAGCCCAAGUGAACAAGCAUGCAGCAGAUAGAUCGCUAAAAGCACGACAGUAACCAUGAAUUAGAAAAUCCACAGAGGUUCAGAGUUUCCUAUUUUUAGUUUGCAGUCCCUUCAUCUUCUGAUCUUCUGAUGGACUCCAUUUGUCGCUUAAAUGCAGCCAAAUGUGACGGAUUAUACUGAGGAAUUUAUUUUAAACACGCUUUUUAUAUACAUUUUUUUUUUUUUUUAGGAAAAUGUGUUUGUUGUUCAAUAUUUCACAUGUGACAGUCAGCCAAUCAAAUGUACAAACCCAAACUGAACUUUUCAGACGGGGUGGAAAUGUGCUUGGGACUAUUUUCAGUGGAGGAGUGAUCCACAUUUGGUGUUCUAGUGUGGUUAUGUGUCAGUGGUGCAUCUGUUUUCAUUUUCACCUGAGAGCUUCAGAUUUUUUCCCCACUCCUUCCUCUCAUCAUGCUUUUCAGAUUUCACGCCUCACCUGUCGUGUCACACCUUUCUAACUCAGCAGAGUUUCGUCUGCGCUCACCUGCUGCUUCUCUGACAACGUGCCACCGAUGCAGACUCGCCACAAAGCGAUGCUCCACCCAAACUCUCUGAAUGAGCGUGUUGGUAACGGAGCAGUUAGUGACACUGCUGCAGUCCAUUAAUCCAUGUGUUGGCUUCACUGAAAACAUCAACAUAUGAUAACUUCGCUACGUUUAAUGAAGCCUUCACAUUCUGAAUGUCUUCAGAGUUAUCGGAUCUUGAAGUACAUCAGGGUGGAUUAAGAGCAUUAUUAUGUGUCUCCUCACACUUGUGCACAAACUGUGAUGCUUGGAGUGGGUUUAAAACCGAUUAGUUUGCGUUUUUUAACAGAGCUUCAACAUCUUUUUAAGCCCUGGAAGUUUCACGUGGAUAUCUGUUAGCUGUGAGGGAUCAAAAAAUGCAGAAUAACUGCAAAUUUGGACCCAUUCCUAUGUAAUUAGAGGGCCUUUAACUCUGAAGAUAUUCAUGUGUGAUGGUAAAAUUUUGCUUGGCUUCAUUAAAUAAACUGAAGUUAUUGAACAUAAAAAAUUCAGCUGAUUCUGAGAGACCCAGAGACGAGGGACCGAGUGAUUUCUUUCAUUAAAUAAUGCUGCUUUUCUGGGGUUUUAUUGCAUUUUAAACAGAUUAUUUGUGGUUUUUCGCUCUUUUAUGACUCAAUCGUCAGCUGAAGCUCUAAAUUGAGCACAAAGAACAUAAAGCAGUUCAUUAUAUCAUUAGCAGAAGUGAAGCAAAUAUAUGGUGUCACCCUAAUGGCUGCAGUCAGUGUCACAGUUGAUCACUGAUUAAUAAAACCCAAAUCACACUAAAGAUGUUCCAGCUGUCAUUGAAUUUCUCUGAUUUUCACUGCAAAAAGUUCAAAUCGAAUUCACUUAAAGUCACAGAAGACAAAGAAAACCGGCCAAUCGUGCAGAUUUGAAAACUGCAAACUGUUAAUUAGGAGCCAGAAGUAGCACAGAGGAAAUAUCCACAGUGUUUUUGUGCGCUCAGAUCUGAAUGCGUGGGCAGAGAGCCUCAGCACGCAGCUUUUCUUUGGCCUAAAAUACAGUUUGAAGUUUUCCACGUGCACACGGUUUCCCAACACGGCGCUGAAGUAUCGGCGUGCUGUUUCCGAUUAAAAUGAUCAUAUUUACUGUGAUGAAGCGUGGCUCUGUCUGCUGCAGUGAAGCUGAAACGGUCCUGAAGCUCUGCUGCGACAUAAUUGGCUCACAUGUUUCUGCUUUGGUUGCUGAUUGGUGAUUUUGGUGGACUGGCGAUCGCUCGGGCUUCGCUGAGUGUCGCGCCCGCUCUUUGUGUAACAUGUUUGGUUUUAUUUUCACAGUUUUCAGGAGUUUAACCCGAGCACAGCUGCUGCUCUUCAUUGGGUGGCGUGUCAUUUUACUCAUCCGGUCACAUCUUUAACCCACAGAGUCUCCUCAGCUGUUAGCUCACGACAGCUGUGACUCUGCUGUACGUUCAGGCGUCCCGCACGUCUGUCUGCUCGUGUGUUUGCCAUACGUUUAUUUCAGUUUCAGGCUUUGCCUGAGCUCUCGUGGGGAGAGGCAGCGACGCCCGAGACUUUCUGAAAAGCUGUUCAGAUGAUGUGACAGUUGAAGUUCUGAUGAGGGCAAACAGGAAACCAGUCACACGGCUGGUCAGGCUCGUGUUGAAGUGGAAACUUUCCAGUAUUGAUAGUAAACAGUGACCCGUGUUUAUCGGACCGCUCUGAAUGUCACUCGCUGUCUUUCAUAACCAACUUCUCUGUAAUGCAGAUCAACUGUCAGAGCAAAAUGUCAGCGAGAGGAACAUUUUCACGCUUUAAUCGACUCUUUUCACUUUUUGAGACGUCUCACAGACCAGAACAUUAAUCGGGAGAUGUUGAAAAUAUAAAAAGUCUUUCUCUCAGUGGAAGCAUAAAUAGUUUCACUUCAUUUCAGGAUGCUUAACUUCCUUUUUUAUGCUGUUUGCAAUUUUUAUUCUGUGAUUUUCAUCACAUUUCAGAGAAAAUUAAUAAUGUGUUUUAGAUAAAAUCAGUUUUCCGCCCACUCAGAGUCUCAAUCUGAAGAUAAAAUCUCGCCUUCAUUUGCGUCACAACCAUAAGCUCCUUUCACGAGUGACAAAAACUACAUUAGUUAAUAAUUUAGACCCAGAAGGAGUCGGAGUUAGAAGACGACCGCGGUGUCAAAAUGUAGAUAAAAGCAGACGUGUGGCCGCGAAUCCCACACGUGACAGUUGGAAUAACUUUUUAACUUUGCAUGGCGUUAUUAAAUUAACCAUUCAGCAGAAAUCAGCUGACUCUGAGGGGGUCAGGGGUCAGGUGGGAGUGAGCUGCAGGUCCUUUCAGAGGACUGAAGCACAGACGUGUGUUCAGGAUGUCUGCUGCUGGUUUUCCUGAUGUUUGAAAUAAAAAAACAGCAGACUGUGCGUUUAACCUCCUAGGACCUGGCGUCCACAUAUGUGGACAUCACAUUUUGGGUUAUUUAGACCAAAAUACUCAAUUCUGCUCUACAAGGGCCUGAUAUCCACUUACGAGGACAUUAUACUGCUACUGUUCUAUCAAAAUUUUAUACUAAUAUUCUCAUAUGUGGCUCUGAUUUUUCAUAAAAACAAAAAUAAGGUAAAAAAAAAAAUCUGGUAAUUCUUUGUUUUUACAUUCAUUGGGUCCCAAUCAGCCCAAAUAUCAAAGAGAAAUUAAAAAUGCAUGCCAUGGAAGAGUUCGGGUCUUAGGAGGUUAAACGUGAACUCUUGAUAAUUGAAUUAAGCUGCGACCACGAGGAUGGAAUUAAAUGACCGUCCGCCUCGUGUUUGCCGUCUGUGUUCCCGCCCUGUCUGCUCUCCUGUCAGCGCAGCGUCGGCCUCCGUGUGCGAGCGGCCGCUCGUGUAGAAAUGAGCCGGAACACGUGAAGUCUUCCGAGUCGCUGCGUUUUAAACUCCUCCGACUGGAUCUCCCACGGGAACCAAAGCAGCAGGUCUUCUUCUCUCUCUGCCUCUGAUCUGCACCGCCGCCUCUGCACGCUGUCCCAUGAUUCAUAGCUGCUGAAUAAUAGAUGCUCCUUUCAUAGAUCUCUGAAGAGCUUCAUCUCCAUCUCUUUCUUCCUCUCUGCUCGCUGCGUGGUUUGUUUCCUCCUCAGUUUCUGCUUCUGCCUUCUUUUCCUUCGCCUUAAAAUCCUGCAGAUGAUCGUUUUUUCUCUGCGCUUCGUUCCAGGUUUUGUGGCGUCUCUUCAGGCGGUCGGUGGGAGCGCCCUCUCCAUCCACUCGGUUUUGUUUUGUCUCCUUUCUCACCUUUAAUGAUGCCCCCCACUGAUCCAGAGUCAGAUUAUUCCUCCACCACACACAUUAACUGUAGUUCCAGCAGCACCCUCAGGACCAGCCUAAUGUUCUCUAAGAAUAGCUAAACCAUGAGAUUAGUCUUGUUUAUGGUGGUUUAAUGUUCACUGAUCUCAGCACAGUAAACAGCAUCUGUGCUCGGUCUCUCACUGAAAGUGUUUUAGUGCAAAGCUUCUAAAAAUAGAAGCUCGAUCGGGCUGAAUGCUGCUCAUCUAAAAUAACGCACAAGUCGCCUGAAAGGUCAAAUAAAGAAGAUUCCGAGUUUAAGUUCUCGAUAAACUGCAGAGAUAUGAGUCGCUGAUUAAAGGAGAAACAUGACGUAGAUUUACAGCUGACCCGUUUGGCUCGUUUCCAGCUCCCUCAGAGCAGCUUUGCAUGAUUCACAGUUCAAAAUAACCCUUCUUUAUCUGAAACCGAGCCUCUGUGCAGCCCCUCAGCUCAUCCUCUGCCUGAAACACAGUAAUUUAGCUCCUCCCCGUUUAAACCAGCUUUCUUCUGAUUGGCUACCACGUGCAAUCAGAUGGUCUGAGAUACAAUAUUAGGCAUGUCCACUCUCUGUGACAUCAUUUUACCAACUUUAAUGUGAAUUAAGACGAUUCAUUUUAAAUGUUUUUGUGUUUUCAGUCCUAAAAAUUUUGACAUACCCCUCAUUUCAAGCAGGAUUGUAAACUACACUUAAAGCACUCUGCAUGUUUCUGUUAUAAUGCCAGACUUCUAUAUUAAACAUGUCUGUUGGUUCUAAUAAAGAGGCAACGAUAUGUAGACGUAACCCUGUUAAGCCAAAGUUCAGCCUCUGCUCUGAUUAAGGUUUAGAGAAGCCGAUUUCUUCAUCCAGUCCUUUCUGCAGACAGCACAGCUCACAAAUACCCAAAGCUGCCCCUCAGCAGUCGUCCAGACUUUAGCCAGUCAGAAGAAGGUUCAGGAAGGUGGGUGCCUUUAAGCAACGGGAGGAAAGUCAGCUUGUUUGACAGAAAGGCCGGGCAGCGAUAAAUAAGAUCUUUCCUGAUCUGUGAGUCAUGCGGCGCUGCUCUGAUGGAGUCCCAGAAGAAGAUAAGAUAAGAUACCUUUAUUAGUCCCACGAGUGGGAAAUUUCAUGUUAAGGCUGCCGACCUAUUGCACGCAAUGGAAAAUACAUGUAAAUAAUUGGAGGAACUUUUACGUUUGAAGCACAGCUGAAUAAAAGGAAAUCAGCAGUGAUGAUCACAUGGUUUUUAGUAAAUGUGCAGAAACUCUCUCAUAGUCACAACAACAGCAGGAAGUGAAGAAAAUGUCCUCCUGAUGAGGAGCCUGUGAGCGUGGUUCAGCAUUUUUCUUUUCUUGCAGUUUUCACACGUAUUUUAAACGUUCGUUACGGAAGUUCAUGAAUGGAAAAAAGCUCUCACACCAUCAGGUUUCAUCUCUUUGCCAACAUUUUUAGGUUUUUAGCUUCUCCCACUCUGAGGCUUUUAUUUUCUUGACAUCAGCACAACAAACCUCGUGUGUUGUUGUGUUUGUUCAUCCAACCACAGUUUUUUAUUUGAAUAACCACAAAAACGUUCAGAGGAUUGUGGGAAUGUUUGUAACAACAAGAAGAAAAAUGACCAGUAAAACACUACUCCUGUCUUUUUGGCUGAAGCUGCUGAGCGUGUGUGUGUGUGUGUGUGUGUGUGUGUGUGUGUGUGUGUGUGUGUGUGUGUGUGUGUGUGUGUGUGUGUGUGUGUGUGAGUGAGAGAGAGGUAAUGAUCUUUAAACAUCAAGCUGAACAUUUUUCUUUCUUGUUUUUAAAUUAUUGAUUGUACAGUUUAAGGCGAUGUGUAUGAAGAUUUUUCACAAUAAAAGUAUUGAAUG